CGGCAUUAUUAUUAUUAUUAUUUUUUAAUUUUUUAUAUUUUUGUGUUGACGUCGACAGCUCACACAUUGCAGAUUAUGUGCAAUAGCAAUUAUACAUCAUGUAUUGGUAAUUUGUUUGGUAUACUGCAAAUUCCGCCAUUGUUAUCUUCUUCUACUUCCAGUUGCAGAGCAGGGAUUUUCAAUCUUCUUGAAUAGAGUGUUUUUCCUUAUAUAACCAAGACCCAUUUCAUUGUUUUCGAUUUCUGCUUCUCUCUGGGACUGAAAUUUUGGGCGAAAAUGUCGUCUCCUGCUCCCAUCUCGCCGCCGGGGACUAACUCGACCUCACCCCCACCACCGACCACGGAUGCACCACCUCCAGCAUCUCCAUCUCUCUCACCACCUCCUCCUGCUUCAUCGCCGCCGCCUCCGAACAGUACCACUCCAUCUCCGCCUACUUCUUCUCCUUCCCCGCCGGACGUGCCUUCGAGCUCUCCCCCGCCGCCGCCUACCGACUCGACAGCGCCACCGCAACUUCCGAGUCCGACGCCGCCAUCCAAUUCUAGUACACCUGUGAAUCCUGGAGGGAAUCAGGCUCCACCGUCGGAAACGGCGCCGUCUCCCUCAACAUCGUCGGGAGUUUCGGCGGGACUUGUGUCUGGGGUUGCCGUUGGAGUGGUGGUGGUGGUUGUAGCGUUGAUUGCUAUGUGUUUUUAUCUAAGAAAGAAGAGGAGACGCGACGAGGAGGCGUACUACCGGCCACCGCAUCCGCCUGCGCCACCGGCGGCGUUUAAAGACGGCCCAUACGGUCCCCAACAGCACCAUUGGCAAUCACAUCCGCCGCCGCCAGGGGAUCAUAUCGCGGGGGCAGUACCAAAGCCGUCUCCUCCGCCAGCAUCACGGCCACCGCCGUCACCCCCGAUUAUAAACAGUAGCGGAGGGUCUGGAUCUAAUUAUUCAGGGUCUGAAAAUUCGUUGGCUCCAGCUCCAUCUUCUGUUCCCUUGGGGUUCUCACAGAGCAGUUUCACUUACGAAGAAUUAGCAAUGGCGACAGAUGGGUUUUCAGAAGCCAAUCUCCUCGGACAAGGUGGGUUUGGUUAUGUGCAUAAAGGAGUUCUUCCUAACGGAAAGGAAGUGGCAGUGAAACAACUUAAAGCUGGAAGCGGACAAGGGGAGCGUGAAUUCCAAGCAGAAGUUGAAAUCAUCAGCCGAGUUCAUCAUAGGCAUCUUGUUUCUUUGGUCGGAUAUUGCAUCACUGGCUCCCAAAGAUUGCUGGUUUAUGAAUUCGUUCCCAACAACACAUUGGAGUUUCACUUGCACGGGAAAGGACGACCUACCAUGGAUUGGCCAACCAGGCUCAAAAUCGCUUUGGGAUCUGCCAAGGGAUUGGCCUACCUUCAUGAGGACUGUAAUCCUAAGAUCAUUCAUCGUGACAUCAAAGCAGCAAACAUACUUUUGGAUCUCAAAUUCGAAGCAAAGGUUGCAGAUUUUGGGCUUGCCAAGUUGUCUUCUGAUGUUAAUACCCAUGUUUCAACUCGAGUCAUGGGAACUUUCGGGUAUCUUGCUCCUGAAUACGCUUCAAGUGGGAAACUAACUGAGAAAUCAGAUGUGUUCUCCUAUGGAGUAAUGCUUCUGGAGUUGAUUACUGGACGCAGACCUGUUGAUCCAACUCAAUCAUUCAUGGACGAUGGAUUGCUCGAUUGGGCAAGGCCAUUACUACUUCGGGCAACAGAAAAUGGAAACUACGACGGUUUGGUAGAUCCAAAGCUGCGAGAUAACCACGACCACAACGAGAUGGCGCGCAUGGUUGCUUGCGCUGCGGCCUGUGUGCGUCAUUCGGCGAGGCGUCGACCACGGAUGAGUCAAGUGGUUCAUGCUCUUGAAGGAGAAGCCUCGCUUUCUGAUCUGAACGAAGGAAUCCGACCUGGACAUAGCACUGUGUACAGUUCUUAUGGAAGCUCCGACUACGACACGGCUCAGUACAACGAGGAUCUGAAGAAGUUUAGGAAGAUGGCGUUGGCGAGCCAGGAGUACGGCAGCGAGUACAGCGAGCCGACAAGCGAGUAUGGGCUGUACCCAUCUGGGUCGAGUGGCGAUGGGCAAACAACGAGGGAAAUGGAGACGAGAACGAUGAAGAAAGAAAGUGGAUGAUUGAUUUAGUGGAAGCUCGUGAUGAUGGUGAAGCAAAGAUGCUUCAUUUCUGUAAUGUGUACAAACUACAACACUUUUUUCUGUGUUUGUUUUGGAUUAUAGGGAUAUUCUUUCAUCUGUAGUGUGGUUCGUAAAAUGGAAGAGCGUUCGGAUCAAAGAUUGGAUUAUAUUUUGUCCACAGAAAACAAGUUAUGAGAUGGACUUCGAUUCUUUUA
Molecule: messenger RNA, 2342 nt
Organism: Cucurbita pepo subsp. pepo (vegetable marrow)
Lineage: Eukaryota; Viridiplantae; Streptophyta; Magnoliopsida; Cucurbitales; Cucurbitaceae
Product: proline-rich receptor-like protein kinase PERK15
Biological process (GO): protein phosphorylation
Molecular function (GO): ATP binding; protein kinase activity
Source: RefSeq, a predicted model, not a curated record